UCGACUUUUUUGUUCAUCAUCAUCAUCCAAUUUUCGCGAAAAAAACGAAAAAUCUUUUGUGAUUUUGAAAAUGUCCAAAAUUAGUUAUUCGGUAAUGAAAAAGCUCAAACUUGAUCGUCUACUUAAACGGCAAGCAAAUUUUGAUCAAGUUAUUGUUUUCGAUGAAGAAUUUGAAUUGAAAUAUAAUCAUCAUGGUAAUCGAAAUUAUUGGCUAACGUUUGUCGAUUUUUGUAGUACAUAUAAAUAUGAUCCAAAUGGAUCAUGUUUAAAAACGGCUACCUAUAAAGAUAUUGUGAACAAAGUGAAUGAAUGGUUACUACAAUUACCACAAUAUCGUCAUCGUGAUCGUCUUACACCUGGCCAGCCAAUAUGGACAAUUAUUAAUUGUGAAACAUUAUAUGCAAAAAUAUCGAUUAGUUUUUCAGAGAAUGGUGAAAUUACACGCAAACGUGUGAUGCAAUUUUCAAAAUGGCCAUUAAAUGAUGAAUUGUUUAUGAAUCUUUAUUGUGAAGGAAAUACAAUGACACAAAAUUUUGAACAAAUUUUUAAUGGCCGAUAUAUUGUCGUGUUAUUACGUGUUUGGAUGACAAAACAGCCAUAUUUUCCAUUAAUGUUAAUUUUACCACCACCAACAAUUGCUAUCAAAGAUUAUUGGCCACAAAAAAUUACAGUCGAUGAUAUUGUUAAUCACAAUCACAAUAAUAAUAAUGAACAUAAAAAAGUGAAAAAAACGGCUGAAUUUCGUAGAAAAUUGCGUCGAACAUUAAGUAUUGAAAAUAGCAGUGGUGGUAGUAGUAGCAGUAGUAGCCAUCAUCAUCAUCAUAAUCAUAGUGAACCAAAAGAAUGUUUAGAGAAAAUUCAAGAAAUCACUAAACGAAUUAAUGGUGAUAUAAUCAGUAAACAAAUACAUGGCCGUAUAUUGAAUGUAAUAACAUUUCCAUGUUAUUAUAAUAAAGAAAAUCAUCUGAAUGUUUCGGAUGAACCGAUACAAGUGGGUGGAAAAAUUCCCAAUGGACAUAUUGUCAACAUGAUACGUGUUUUCUAUGUAUGGAAACCAAUUUGUGAAUAUGAUAAUGAGAUAUCCACACAGAUUCCAAAAGAGCUGAUCGGUAUCAUUGAUUUUGUUCCACGUUGUAUAUCUGGUGGUGGAUUCAUCAAAUAUCCACGAUUUGAAACACAGACCGAUAUUAUUGAUAAAGCGACAAUGUGGAUGACGAAAAAUUCUCAAUAUAAAUUUCUAAAUUUUAGUUCCAUCGAUAUAAAACUUAAAUCAAUGACCUCAAUCGAUUCGGGUGAAAUGACAUUUGCUCGAAAUACAGGUGAUUUUGUACGAAUAAUUAGACUUUGUUACUUGAAACCAUAUCUACCAAAUAAUUAUGAUAGCUGUAAUGAAAAUAUUUCCGAUAUAAUCAAUUGGAAACCAUCGGCACCAAUUUAUCUUCAAUGUAAAAAUAUUGUAUCCAUAAAUAAUUCAUUGAAAGAAUUACAACAACAAAUGAAUGAUUAUCUAUUGAAGGCGAGAAAAAAUGAUUAUCAUAAUUCAGCUAAUUAUCAAUAUUAUACCGGUGGUGAAAUUGAACGUUGGCGUUUCAUUUGUGUAGAUUCCGUGGCCAUUUUCAUCAGUAAUAUUAGUAAUAGUGGUGAUUCACGUAAUCGUCGUCACAUUAUAAUGGCCGACUGUGAUAAAAGUUUUCAUGCAAUUACAAUAUCUUCCAAUCAUGCCAGUAUGAAUCGUAAUAUGUUGAAUGGUAUCAAUAUUUUCUAUGAUAUCGGAUUGUAUGGACGUCGUCCGAAAUCAAAUAUGACAUUAUCAUUGAAUGAUACGGAUAAUAAUGAUAAAUUGAAUGGAAAUUCUGUAAGCCAAAGUGAUAAUAUCGAUAAUAGUAAUAUGAAAAAUGGCGAUGGUGAUCAUAAAAAGAACGACAGAAAAAUCGAUCGGAUUCAGCAUUAACAUCGGCUACAACCACCACUACGGAUCAAAGUAGUUGUUCAAUAGCUUAAUUAAUUAAUUUGUAAUUUGUUGAACAUUUGUAUUGUUGUUGUCCACAUUGUCCACACCCAUAAACUUGAAACAAACGUUAACAAUGAAUUUUGACGCAUUAAAAAUCAUCAAAAUCUGAUUAUCAUGAUUGC
Molecule: messenger RNA, 2133 nt
Organism: Dermatophagoides farinae (American house dust mite)
Lineage: Eukaryota; Metazoa; Arthropoda; Arachnida; Sarcoptiformes; Pyroglyphidae
Source: RefSeq, a predicted model, not a curated record